Messenger RNA from Aspergillus melleus, 5213 nucleotides. RefSeq names its product DNA-directed RNA polymerase (gene RPO41). Lineage: Eukaryota; Fungi; Ascomycota; Eurotiomycetes; Eurotiales; Aspergillaceae. Gene Ontology annotation, molecular function: mitochondrial promoter sequence-specific DNA binding; DNA-directed RNA polymerase activity. The record is from RefSeq and is a predicted model, not a curated record. Gene Ontology annotation, cellular component: mitochondrial DNA-directed RNA polymerase complex. The transcript has 2 exons. Bases 559 to 4704 code for a protein of 1381 amino acids. Gene Ontology annotation, biological process: mitochondrial transcription.
GCACUAUACAGGUUGUUAUAGUAUGAAGUAUGAAGUUAGACUUGUUGAAAAAAAGAAAAAGAAGCCUGACAAUUCAGGCGAAGAAACCGACCGACCGUUCGAGAAGGGGCGGUCAGCCAAUCAACGACGGCAGAAAAACCGACGCGGAACAUCACGUGCCCGGCGUGCCUUAUCGCCUUGUCGGUCACGCCGUAUUUUUCUCUUCUCCCCGAUUUCUCCGUCCUCGACAAUUUCAUCGCGCUCCUCGACGCUGCCUUCUGCUUCUUUCCCUUGUCAUCCUACAACGGCCAGAGCGAGGGCUGCCGGCCGGCUCGUCAGCGUGGACUAUCAUUUUCUCUCUCUCGCUGGCAUUUCUACGCCUUUCAUCUUUUUAUUUUCUAAAAUCUGUCUUAAUCCCAAUUCGCAUAUUUUAAUGGUCUAGUUCUCGUCCUGUUUUUGGCCUGCAUACUGCAAAAAUUUUGCCCUUUAUCUCUUUUUUAAUACAUACCUCCGCGACCGUCGCCCCCCGGUUUAUUGCAUAAUAAUUCAUCGCAGUUCCUUCAGCGUUGUUCUCGAACCAUGUUGUCUCGAAUCGCCCGCCAGAAAAAUGGCAUUCCUCACCUCCGGCGUUUGAACAACUGUCGGAUGUCGCCUUCCUUGACGGCAUUGCGGCUUCAUACUAAUUCAAGCCGACCCAACCCUCUUACAAGUGCCCCUACGAUACCUCAGGAGCGGUCUCGCCUCUCGUCUUUGCAGUCAAAUCGGAAUCUCGCCACCGCCGCAGAUCUCUCGGCCCUGGAACAGGGGUCGUUCCCUGAGCCACAAUAUGAUCAGAUGGCUUCUCUAUUCCCUCCCUUCGCCACAGAAUUCGACCCUUCGUCUCUAAUUAUCAUCAAUGACACCCUGCAGACACAGCCACGAGUGCUUAAAAUGGUCCAGGGCAUGGGUGGUCAGGAAGACGAGAUGCUGGCAAACCUGGACGUCUCUUUGAAGGUUGGCCAGUUCGAGCGCGCUGCUAUUCUGAUCAGCCGACUCGGCGAGUUCUAUCCGGCCGAUUCGUCUCAGAAUCGAGCUCUACACAAUCGCUAUCUAGAGGCGAUGGUAUCGCAUAUGAUCGUGACGCGGCAGCAAAACCUGCUCUUACCUUUGCAGAGAUGGUUUGAAGUGGAUAUGGCUGCCGGUGGCGUUGUGCCAGAUGCAACUACUUACGCGGUGAUGUUGCGGAUGGCUUUGCGUAUGCUGCACGGCGGAAAGCGGGAUAGGACGGUGCGCCGAUACUGGGAUCUUGCGAAGAAGGUGGGCUUGGAGGAAGAAGUACUUGCUGUUCCCAUUCUCUCGGAAUUGGAACUGGGUGAACUUUCGGAGAUAUGUUCCUCGGAUCUCCAGCGCGUUGCAAUUGAUAGUAUGCAGUCGGAUGCUGUGCAGGAUGAGUCGAUACCUCUUGUUCCGAAUGCUACGCCGGAGGUCAGACCUGUCGAACAGAGAGGUCUUGGUCUCUCCUCUCUGAAGGAAUCCCUUUCUUUGCUCUCAGAUUCAGGAAUUGCUCUUCCGGAAAACACCAUGUAUACAGCGGAGGAGAACCAGGAGCUGCAUGCACAGCUGCGGCAGAAGCAGCUUGAGACUGAUAACAUCAAAGUGUCGAUGAACCGCUGGCGCCAAGAGUUCGAGCAAAUGCAAAAGUCAGGCCUCGACCUCGCAAGCGGUAACAAGCGACUUAGCCCCGUUCUAAGCCAGUGGCACGCUGGGCUUGUUACGAAGAUCAAAGAGGAGCUCAAAAUGGCUGACACGGAUACUGCGCAUGCACGGACGUUGGAAGAAAGGCACCGGUCCGAGUAUCAGGCCUACCUCCGGAGCCUCGAUCCCGAGAGGCUCGCAGCUCUUACUGUUCUUACUGUGAUAACCCAAUUUAGCUACGCAGGCAUGAAAAACGGUCUCAAAACGUCCUUGGUUGUUACAUCGAUCGGAAAGGAGAUACAGGAUGAGUUGUGGGCCGAAGAAGCACUCCGCAAGGCAUCUAGCGAGGACUCUCGGCGCGUGAAAACUUUGAAGGAAAUCUUCUCGAAGCGGAAGGCGAAGGAUGGUCGGUCACGGUGGCACGGUCUCGUUCAUAGCCUACAGAAAGACAACUCAACCGCGGUCUGGCCGCCGAGGGUGAGAGCUAGAGUUGGCGCUGCUCUGAUGGGUCUUCUUUUUGAUAUUGCGAAAGUUCCCGUGGUGGCUGAAGAUGCAGUCACCAAGAAGAAGGAGACUAUCAUGCAGCCUGCAUUCCAACACUCCUACGAAAUCAGCUGGGGACGGCGUUUGGGGUACAUCCAUCUCAACCCCGAGGUCGUCAAGCUCGUUACCCAAGAACCCCCUGCCGAUGUUAUGGGUCGCCACCUGCCUAUGCUUUGCAAACCUAAACCCUGGACCGGCUAUAAAGAAGGCGGUUACUUCAUGUACCCGAAUGUCAUAGUGCGUUCGACGCCUGGUGAAUCAUUGCAGCCGGCUUAUGUGCGUGCCGCCCUGCAAAAGAAUGGGCUUGAACAGUUGCGCACAGGCUUGGAUAUCCUUGGAAAUACAGGGUGGACAGUCAACGUCGACGUGUUCGAUGUUAUGCUCGAGGCUUGGAACUCGGGCGAAGCAGUUGCCAACCUUGCUCCCCUGCAUCCCGACUUGCCUCACCCCCCGAAACCACAUCCCGAUGAGGGAUACCAAGCGGUUAAACAAUGGGAAGCUGCCAUGCAGAAUAUUGAGAACCGACGAUCUGGAAUGCAUUCGAACCGUUGUUUUCAAAACUUUCAGUUGGAAGUUGCCCGAGCUUACCGAAACGAGACCUUCUAUCUCCCUCACAACAUCGAUUUCCGAGGUCGUGCUUACCCGUUGCCGCCUUAUCUCAACCAAAUGGGCGCGGAUAAUGCGAGAGGUCUACUUCUAUUCAGUGAGGCCAAGCCCCUUGGCGCCGGUGGAUUGAGAUGGUUGAAAGUCCAAAUCGCAAAUUUGGCUGGGUUUGAUAAAGCUAGUCUUUCGGAGCGGGAGCAAUACGCCAAUGAUCACCUGGCUGAGAUCUUGGAUUCCGCCAACAAGGGCUUGCACGGCCAGCGCUGGUGGCUUAAAGCGGAGGACCCUUGGCAAUGUUUAGCAGCUUGCUGUGAGUUGAGAAAUGCGCUCCAGCUUUCGGACCCCACCAAGUAUCUGUCGCGCCUACCGAUUCAUCAAGAUGGUUCUUGCAACGGAUUGCAGCAUUACGCAGCACUGGGUGGCGAUAAGAUCGGGGCACAGCAGGUUAACUUGGAGCCCUCCGACCGUCCUUCCGACGUGUAUACUGGAGUCGCCGAGUUCGUCAAGAAAGCCGUGGCGCUUGAUGCCGCCCAGGGCGUUGCCCCAGCGAAGCUUCUCGAUGGACGUAUCACCAGAAAGAUUGUGAAACAGACCGUCAUGACCAACGUUUACGGUGUCACGUUUAUUGGAGCUGUGAAACAAGUGCGCAGGCAACUUGCAGACCACUACCCCGAACUUUCUCAGGAGGAAUUGAAGUUUGGAUCUUUGUAUAUUGCUCGCAAGAUCUUCGAGGCUCUGGGAACCAUGUUCAAUGGAGCGCACGAGAUUCAGUACUGGCUGGGAGACUGUGCUAGUCGCAUUACCCUGUCUCUGUCUCCCGAGCAAAUCGACGAAAUUGCGAAGGAUGCGUUGAUGCCUCAGGAACCCGAGCCCACGGAUAUGAGGAAGAAGAAGGACAAGCAGAAGAGCGAUUCCGAUCCAACCAAGAAAUUCCGGUCUACCGUGAUUUGGACGACCCCCUUGGGGCUACCUGUCGUUCAGCCGUAUCGCGUCCGCAAAGCCCGACGUAUUAAAACCUCUCUGCAGGACUUGAGCAUUGUCGAUAUGCACUCCGGGUCGACUGUCUCGAAGCGCAAGCAACUUCAAGCGUUCCCCCCAAACUUCAUUCACUCCCUUGACGCCACUCAUAUGAUCAUGUCUGCUACCGCAUGCCACCGAUCCGGACUCACAUUCUCAGCAGUCCACGAUUCCUUCUGGACCCAUGCUUGUGACGUCGACCACAUGAACGAGAUUCUCCGCGAGGCCUUCGUUCGUAUGCAUUCCGACGACGUGGUGAAGAGACUUGCCGCGGAGUUUGAAGUCCGAUACGGGCAGAACAUGUUCCUUGCCAAGGUCAAAACGAACAGCAACAUCGGAAGAGCUAUUCGGAGGCACCGAGGAGCCAUCAAUCCGUUAUCCGCCAGGACUAAGGAGUUGUUGGAAGAGACCAAGAGACAGAAGCUUCUGAAAUCCGAUGACCCUGAACUCCAGGCCCAGGGCCGCGCGAUGAUCACGCCAGCCAGUAUCUUCGAGCAAGAAGGGGGUACCGACGAUGAUCUGACCAUCGCCAGCUCGCUCGGCGAAACCGUCGUGGGACACGUGCCGGAAGACUUGGAGACGGCCGAGCGGAAAUCCGCAAGAUUCGAUAGAGACAUGUCCGAUCCAGUGAUCCAGAGUCUGACAGCCGGCUUCAAUGAUAGCUUUGUUGGCCCGCAGAACGGGGACGCUGAGCAUGCCGGCGAUGCCGAGGAAGGCGACGCGGCGGAAGGCGACGCGGAGGAAGAGGACGGACUGCCGAAGAAGAGGACCAGGAAGCAGGCUAUCCCUACUACUUGGCUUUGGCUUCCUCUGCGGUUCCGCGAGGUUCCCAAGCGAGGAACCUGGGACCUGACGCGGAUUCGCGACAGCAAGUACUUCUUUUCUUAACGGGUGAAUCAUCCGAUCGGGCUUAUGAACGCAUUGGGUUGGCGUUGGCUGUGUUUCACGCACCGGUUUCUUCAAGACUAAAAUGACUAAGGGGAAAGAUCUUCCGAGGCAUUUAUCCGAGUUGGACCGUGCUUUUUUAUUGUGAAUCUGUCUUGUAUAUUGGCGGCAAUCUCUCUACCCCGUCUGUUAAUCAUCUCCCCGCAUACCCCCCAGCUUUUGAUGAUUGUCUUUGUAUUUUAUUAUUGUUUCUUUUUUUUGCAUUUCUACUUUUCUCUUUCCUUAAUCUCCCACUUCCUCCAGUGCCACGAAGCGGCACAACGGACGCAAAGGGGUUAUUUGGGAAAGCUGUACAUUACGAUGCUUGUUGGUUGGGAUUCCAUCGAAAAGCGAAACGAGGAAAAGAAGCACACACACUAAAAGAAAGAAAAACGAGGGAUGUAUAUAAUUAAGAACCAGGUAUAUAGCGAUGGGACAAUGUAAAUAAUAAUGUGACUACUACUUCAAAAUUC